GACUCCUACACAUUAUAUUAUCACCUAUCUUUUGAAAAGUGGCAACCGGCAGUAUGAUGGUCGAUCCGUUUGAGGUUCGCAUGCGCUUCACUUUGCAGCUGCAGCAUCUGAAUGCUUCCGUCACGUCGUCGCAGAAAGCCGCGCAUUAUGCGCUCAAAUAUCGCGAUCUGGACGAGGACCUUCACUCGUGUAUAUUGGAACAGCUUGAAAGGAACAACAUGAACAACAGGGCCAACAUCAUGUAUUUCAUCGAGCAAUUUUGCGAAAUGGCCACCAAAGAAGAUCACUCUCCUUACGUCCGGAUGAUCCAAAGAGACAUCCUGCGAGUCGUCGACGCCGUUGCCCCGGCAGAUGGGUCAGGCGCAGCGAAUGUAAAACACGUGCGUCGGGUUCUGAACGGCCUCCAGACCAAGGCCAUCCUCUCCGCGGAGACGGUAGCGGAAAUCGACGCGGGACUCAAAGAACGAGAAACUCACCCAGCACACCUCGAUUUGGAAGCCGAGGAGGGACCCGAAGGCAGUGGGAAAUCGAAAAACGGGACACCUCGUGGCUCGAGGGGCAGCGGGAUGCGGGUCGACAAACGGCAGAUCGAACAGCGCAUUGAAGAAGACCGGGAACGAAACAAGCGUCUCCGAGAAAGCAUGUGGACUGUGAGUGGAGAUGAUGGUGAAGAGCAUGCAAAAUUCUGGGACGAGACCAGUGAUAUUGGAGAAGAUGAUUUCAUUGCUGCAAAUGAGGAGUUCACGGAACGCACGCAAAUGAUAACGGCUUGAUAAGGCAAAAGUACGCUAUUUUAGCGCAUUUGUUGGCGGCGUUUGAUUUGCCAUCCUGAUCACUCAUUAAUGCGCAUGGAAAAAGUACUUAAAAUCUUUGGGGAUUGGAGUUUUGGAUGUCUUCAUAUACAGCACGGAGCUGGUUUGAUGUGAUGUUUGUGAGUUUAUACUUCUAGGACCGGGUUUUGAGCGAUAUCCUUCUUAUUUUUAUAUGGACUGCAUGUGAGAUACCAGAAAAA
Messenger RNA from Aspergillus steynii IBT 23096, 1012 nucleotides. Its product is annotated as CTD kinase subunit gamma. Gene Ontology annotation, cellular component: CTDK-1 complex. The record is from RefSeq and is a predicted model, not a curated record. NCBI's taxonomy places the organism in Eukaryota, Fungi, Ascomycota, Eurotiomycetes, Eurotiales, Aspergillaceae. Bases 57 to 773 code for a protein of 238 amino acids. Gene Ontology annotation, biological process: positive regulation of DNA-templated transcription, elongation; positive regulation of transcription by RNA polymerase I. The transcript is spliced from 2 exons.